Caenorhabditis sp. 36 PRJEB53466 is the source of this 1254-nucleotide messenger RNA. NCBI's taxonomy places the organism in Eukaryota, Metazoa, Nematoda, Chromadorea, Rhabditida, Rhabditidae. The record is from the annotation of a GenBank genome assembly.
AUGCACGUUUGCAUCGCAGGCGAUCAGAAAACGAGCGCUUGGGCCGUUCGGAAUACCUGCGUCGGCGGCCGUAUCCAAAAACUUGAGUCUAAUGACGGCUGACGGCAGACUGAUUAUUGUUUUUUUGCAGAUAACGACAUCAUUGCCUUUAACGACUCCACGCUGUCCUGGGAGUCUAUCGAGAACAAGCCGGUGCCAUGUCUCCACAGCAUCUCCUUCUCAGUCAACCGCGGACAAUUUGUCACCAUUGUCGGACGCGUCGGAACCGGAAAGACAUCGAUGACAUCUACCUACUUCGACAGUGCCGUGGAUGCUCAAGUCGGAAUCCAGCUGCUCAGUUCUGUGACUGGAUCCGAAGGAAUGCUCCACAACAAGACCCGCAUCCUGGUGACGAAUGAGCUGUCGUUAUUGCAAAAGGCGGAUCUGAUCAUGGUGAUGAAGGAUGGACGGAUUGAGUUUGAGGGAAAGUACGAAGAGCUAAUGCAUCAAGAUGCUUUCGAGCAAUUGCUGAUCGAGUGCGAGCAAGUGGACCAGAAGCGACGUGAAAGUCGGCUUUUCAACUGACGAUGACGAUGACACCUCGGAGCCAGGAGGCAUCAUGAUUGAAGGAGAUUCGGACUUUGAGUACGGUGAUGAUGUGAUGGCGUCGCCGAUCACUGACCUCGUGCUCGGAACCAGUCACAUGUCCACCGUCUCGGGAAUCAUCAACCGCCGCCGCAUCAACACGUCCACCCAGAAGCAUCGCCACCGUCUCUCCACCAAUAAAUCCACCGCCCCAUCGAUUGUGUCGGUUUACACGACGUCUCGCCAAGUCACAGGAACCGAGCGUGUCGAGACUGGACGCGUCAAGAUGGAUGCCUACCAGAAGUACUUUGGAGCCAUUAGAAUGUCUAUCGCUGUCAUUUUUGUGUUUGGAAUGACCACGAGUACGGUUGUGUCGAUGGGAAGGAACUUGUGGCUGACGGAUUGGUCAAACGACAAUGCUGCCCGCGCUGGAACCAACGCCACUGGAAACAGUAUUGGAGUCCGUCUGGGAGUGCACGCUGGCCUCGGAUUCUCUCAAAGUGAGUCUUCCCGCUACGUGCGUCCUCAGAAAUUCAUUCUGUAUUUUCAGUUAUUUUUCUCUUCAUCGGAAUGCUGUUCCUGCACUACGGAGGAGUAUCGGCUUCAAGAAACCUGCACGCCCCGCUGAUGCGCAAUCUGUUCCGUGUUCCAAUGGCUUUUUCGGCACGAAACCGCUCGGACGGAUUUUGA